AUGUCUAAAUCUGUUAGUUCUGCUGUUAAAGCUGUGGAUUGGGCAGCCAUCCCUAGUAAGUUGAAAUUGGACGCUAGUACUGCUUCUACCCUUGUCAACUUCCGUUCUCGUCAUGCCCAAGCUGCUGCAAGACUUGGCACUUUGAAGGAACAACUUACAACCGUCGACUUUGCUUCUUACCGUCAAGUGCUGAAGAACCAAGAAAUCGUAAACCGUAUUGAGUCUUCUGUGACAUCUUUCAAGCCAGUAAAGAUUAAUUUAGAUUCUCAGUUGAAGGCAAUUAACGCUUUUGAAGGCAAGGCUGUCGGUAGUGCCAAAAAGAACGUUGAGAUGGUCAAGAAUGAAUUAGGAAGCUUGAGCACUACUUUGAAGAACAUUGAACAAGCUCGUCCUACCAGUGAAAUUACUAUCGAAGAUAUGAAGACUGCUGUCCCUGAAGUUGAAAAGAUUGUCGAAACUAUGGUCACAAAGGGUAAAUGGGUUGUUCCUGGUUACCGCGAAAAGUUCGGCGAUUUGAGUAUUAUGUAA
Schizosaccharomyces osmophilus is the source of this 528-nucleotide messenger RNA. RefSeq names its product F1-FO ATP synthase subunit D (gene atp7). The record is from RefSeq and is a predicted model, not a curated record. Gene Ontology annotation, biological process: proton motive force-driven ATP synthesis. Bases 1 to 528 code for a protein of 175 amino acids. Gene Ontology annotation, molecular function: proton transmembrane transporter activity. The transcript has a single exon. NCBI's taxonomy places the organism in Eukaryota, Fungi, Ascomycota, Schizosaccharomycetes, Schizosaccharomycetales, Schizosaccharomycetaceae.